This is a messenger RNA of Rhineura floridana, 3383 nucleotides long. It is a transcript of the gene ASB8, whose product is annotated as ankyrin repeat and SOCS box containing 8. NCBI's taxonomy places the organism in Eukaryota, Metazoa, Chordata, Lepidosauria, Squamata, Rhineuridae. The coding region runs from base 258 to 1109 and encodes 283 amino acids. The transcript is spliced from 4 exons. Gene Ontology annotation, molecular function: protein binding. The record is from RefSeq and is a predicted model, not a curated record.
GUUGAGCUUCCGGGGAGCGCUGGCGGAGGGCGUGCUGGUCGGUGGGCGCUGGGUCGCGAGUGUGGCUGGAUUGGUGACGUAAGGGACCAGGCCGUCGCCCGGGGCGGAAGGGGUCGCGCCAUCCUGUCUCUUGUGGGCAACGGAGGCAGCACCGCCGGGGUGAGGCGCGUGUUGGUUAACGGGCGAAGGUGGCCCCUCGUACCCCAUUUGGGCAACUUUGAGCAUGUGAAGUACCCCGAGGAAAUUUGAGAUCCAGUAUGUGGUAUAUCAUGCAGAGCAUUCAGAGUAAAUAUUCUUUGUCGGAGCGCUUAAUCCGGACUAUUGCAGCCAUCCGAUCCUUCCCGCAUGACAAUGUUGAAGACCUUAUCAGGAGGGGAGCAGAUGUUAACUGUAUGCACGGUACCCUGAAGCCGUUGCACUGUGCUUGCAUGGUUGCUGAUGCUGACUGCAUUGAACUGCUCUUGGAAAAAGGAGCUGAGGUCAACGCUCUUGAUGGGUACAACCGAACAGCACUUCACUAUGCAGCAGAAAAGGAUGAAACCUGUGUGGAUAUCCUCUUGGAAUAUGGGGCAAAUCCAAAUGCACUGGAUGGUAACAAGGACACACCACUGCACUGGGCUGCCUUUAAGAACAAUGCAGAAUGUGUCCGAACGCUCUUAGAAAGUGGUGCCUUUGUCAACAGUCUGGAUUAUAACAAUGACACCCCCUUGAGCUGGGCAGCAAUGAAGGGGAACCUGGAGAGCGUGAGUGUACUCCUGGAAUAUGGGGCAGAGGUGCGGGUGGUAAAUCUGAAGGGGCAGACCCCGAUUUCGAGGUUGGUUGCCCUUCUCGUCAGAGGACUCGGCACUGAGAGGGAAGAAUCCUGCUUUGAUCUCCUUCACAGAGCCGUCGGACACUUUGAAUUGCGCAAGAACGGCACCAUGCCUCGCGAAGUCAUGCGGGAUCAGCAGCUCUGCGAAAAGCUUACCACUCUGUGCUCUGCCCCAGGCACCUUAAAGACACUGUCACGCUACGCUGUGCGCUGCAGCCUGGGAGUGCAGUUCCUACCAGAUGCAGUGAAGGAGCUGCCUUUGCCAGAAUCUCUGAAAGAAUAUGUGUUGCUUAAGUGACAGCUGAAGCCUUACAGGGUUCUGUUAAUGGCACACAUUGGUCAAUUUACUGUGCAGCUCCUGUCCUGGCACUUCACACUGACUGUAGCAGCGAUAUGAAGUAGAUUUUGCAGAUCAGUCUGUAACCACACAAGCAAGUUGGGGGGGGGGUUCCUGGCUCUGGCACUGGCUGGCUGUUCCUUUGGCUUCUCCCUUUUGGUGCAGUUAGAUCCCUUCCUUUUCUUCAAAGAGGGAGGCUGGAAGAUGUCCUCUCUAGUCCUAUUUGCCCUGAACACCUCAAGAAAGAGCCUGUGCUCUUCAUCUCCUGCAACAGAUAUUCCCUGGCAUCCUAUAUCUGAUUUCAGCUUCUGAGAACCUUUCACAGAAAGGGAAGGUGGAGCUGCAUAUCAGGCGGGGGGAACGCAACUGCCAAAUUUUUGGUGACCUUCCUGCUUCUAGCUUUGCACUUUGAGUCUUGCCAUUUCAUGUUCUUUUCAAGACAUACUUCCUUUCAGGGUUUAAAGAGACUGCAAUGGCUUGAUGGAUCCAGAGCAAAGAAUAUGGCAAGCUGUUUGAGGGCACUUCACUGUUACACUGCCUCCAAGUCUUGUCUCUCCAAUUCACCUAUCAGACUAACUGGAGAGGGGGGAUUCUCUCCAAAGUACUGGAUCAUGUUUUGUUACUUUGGCCAGAUCUGCACAUGCAGCAGAAUAAAAGAGAACAUAUCCUGAGGUGAUGGUAGUAGCGGACUGUCUCACUUUGACUGUAGGUGGAAAAUAUAAAUUGUGAAUGGCCCUUGGUUGGAGGCAGGGUGAAGUACUAGCUCCUGCAAGUAGAAAGCAAACACUUCAGGGCAACAAGUUCUUAAGCAGUCCUUUCUUUGCUGUGUUAAUUUAAAACAAGCACUUGGAAGGAAUGUGCAGGUGCAAACAUGGCGUAUGAAAUGGUAGACCAUGUUCUUUCUCGUCUUCUGCUGUACCUUGAAUGAUGAUAAGGAAGUUAGUUGCUGUCCAUAUUGUGUAAUAUGUGUUCCUGUAUCUUAUUCAUGGCUUUCAAGCUUACUAAGCAUAUCCUUCAUCCUACCUUGCAGCUUGAGAGGGGGUUGAGGCCAACUACAGAGAUGCAUAGCAUGUUCAGCCAACUCCCGGUUUUGCUGGCGCACUAUUCAGUUUCAGACAUAUUCUGCUGUGUUUUUCCUUAAUUUUCAACAGAAUGUACACAUGUAGGGGAGUAGUAGUAUUUUCAUACUUAAAAUACUGCUUUUAAAAACCCUGCAAAGGUUGCAUGGUGUUCCUCAUCAAGCACAAGUCCCUUUUUUGUAUUAAAGUAGUAGUCAAAUAUUCUCACUACAUGUGCCUAUGAAUCCUGCAUUUAUUGGCAAGUAAUUGAGUAGAUAUUGCUUCUGCUGCCCUCAAAGCCCGGGUGCUGUCUCAAAUCUCCCAAGCAGUUUUGGGCCUUCUUUGGUUUGCUAAAUCUUAAAUUCUUUUAGUUGGCACAGAAGAUUUUUCCUCAUUUUAAAAUUAUAGGCAUAUUUCAAUGUACAUUCCACAAAAAUGAUGCAAUUUUCUAAUUCUUUUCAACAAAGAAUAGAGUGUAAGUGAAGGAUAGCCUAGUUAAUACCGCUGCCUGGAGGCCCACCUCCCUCUACUCUCAGUCAAGGCUCAGAAAUUGAAUUCUGUUUCCUGAGGAGCAGAGAUGCUUCUGGGUUUGACACUACACAUGCAGUGUAGGCUGCUGCAACGAAUCCUGGAGUGUCACUCUUCCUCAAGAUAUCACUGCUAGUUGGGUGGGGAGUGUGAAUUAAUGUUGGGGAGCCCUGAGCACUGGACAUAUCCAACAGGGUAGCCUUAAUUUUCAAGGCAGUGUGGGAGGACCUGUAAUUACUUGGUGAAAUAAUCAGCAUCAUAAGCCAGGGCUCAGGUAGUCCAAGGCUAUUUAACAUAAAGGGAGCCAUAAGCUGCUGGGGGAAAUGUAUUUCUUUUCCUCCUCCACAGGCAACCCAAAAAUAUUGCUCUACUUUAAGAAUCCUAUAAUUCAUGGCUUCCAUAUAUCAGUACCUAAGUGCUGCAGUGCAUUCACCAUCCCCUCCACGAUUUUUUCUCUGCUGUAGACCUAGGCCUUUCUGUGUACUUGCCGAACAGUUGGAAGCCACAUCUUGUGAGGAACAAAUCAUGCUAUGAGCUCAAAAUAGCUUUUCCCAAGUGUUUGGUUGCUAUUGAAGAAGAUCAGUUUGGUGAGCAAAUUACUUGUGUGGGGAUUUAAAAGUUUGCUAAUUAAAAAUUGUGAUGUAGAAGA